Molecule: messenger RNA, 7144 nt
Organism: Anolis carolinensis (green anole)
Lineage: Eukaryota; Metazoa; Chordata; Lepidosauria; Squamata; Anolidae
Product: cytochrome P450 1B1
Exons: 3
Coding region: 295-1929 (544 amino acids)
Biological process (GO): progesterone metabolic process; hormone biosynthetic process
Molecular function (GO): heme binding; iron ion binding; steroid 17-alpha-monooxygenase activity
Source: RefSeq, a predicted model, not a curated record
GGGAUGGCCAGAGGGUUUCCAUCAGGAGAUCACGCAAGGCAGGCUCGGCACGCAACGGGGAGGUGACACUCCAGAGGAUGGGAAACUUUGGCAACGGCCCUGGGGCUGGAUAAAUACACACAGAGAGCGAGAGAGAGAGCCAGAGAGAGCAAGGGAACGAGAACGAGGAGGAGCGCUCUUUCCGCGCCUCGGAGCCCGGCUUCCCUCGAAGAAGGCUGAGAAGAGCAGCCACCCACAGAGGACCCUUCCUUCUCGCUUCCUCCCUUCGAGUCGCCCUUGCCGGGCGGGCGCACCAUGAGCCAGAGGGAGAUGGACGAAGCCGCUCUGGUGAACAUCAGCGCCCGCCCGCGUGGCCUGGAGGAAGCGCCGGGGAGCGGCGAGGCCCGGCUGCGGGGCCCGCUCCUGCUGCUGCUCUUGCUGCUGCUCGCCGCCCUGCGCCGGGCGCGCCGCGGAGGACAAGGCCGCCGCCUCCCGCCGGGCCCGUUCCCGUGGCCGCUGGUGGGCAACGCGGCUCAGCUGGGCCGCGCGCCGCACUUGGCGCUGGGCCGCCUGGCGGGCGUGUACGGGCCGGUGUUCCGGCUGCGCCUGGGCCGCUGGCCCGUGGUGGUGCUGAGCGGGGAGCGCGCCAUCCGGCAGGCGCUGGUGCGGCAGGGGGAGGCCUUCGCGGGCCGGCCGCCCUUCCCGUCCUUCGCGCUGGUCUCCGGCGGGCACAGCCUGGCCUUCGGGGCCUCGGUGGCGGCGUGGCGCGCCCAGCGGCGGGUGGCGCGGGCGGCGGUGCGGGCGGAGGCGGUGCGGGCGGCGGCGGAGGCGGCGCUGGUGGCGGAGGCGGCGGCGCUGGUGGGCCUGCUGGCGCGGCGCGGGGCGGGCGGCGCCUUCCUCGACCCGGCGCCCAGCCUGGUCCUGGCCGUGGCCAGCCUCAUGAGCGCGCUCUGCUUCGGGCGCCGCUACGGGCACGACGACGAGGAGUUCCGCCGCCUGGUGGGCCGCAACGAGCAGUUCGGGCGCGCCGUCGGGGCCGGCAGCCUGGUGGACGCCCUGCCCUGGCUGCGCCGCUUCCCCAACCCCGUCCGCUCCGCCUUCCGCGCCUUCCGCGCCCUCAACCGGGACUUCUACGGCUUCGUGCGGGGAAAGUUCCUCCGGCGCCGCCGCAUCCUCCGCCCCGGGGACCGCGCCCGCGACCUUAUGGACGCCUGCAUCCGCCUCCAGCAGGACCGGCCGGGGCUGCCGCUCGAGCACGUGCCCGCCACCCUCACGGACAUCUUCGGCGCCAGCCAGGACACCCUCUCCACCGCCCUCCAGUGGCUCCUCCUCUGCCUCGUCAGGUAUCCAGAAGUGCAGACUAAACUGCAAGAAGAAAUAGAUAAAGUAGUUGGCAGAGACCGUUUGCCUUGUGCUGAGGACCAGCCCCACUUGCCUUACGUAAUGGCUUUCCUUUAUGAAACCAUGCGUUUCAGCAGCUUUGUGCCUGUUACCAUUCCUCAUUUCACUACAAUGGACACUACCUUGAUGGGUUACCACAUUCCUAAAGACACAGUGAUCUUCGUCAAUCAGUGGUCCGUAAAUCACGAUCCAGUCAAAUGGCCAUCCCCGGAGGAUUUCAACCCAGCCAGAUUCCUGUAUGAGAAUGGAUCCCUCAAUAAAGACCUCACUAGCAGCGUCAUGAUCUUUUCAGUGGGCAAGCGCAGAUGUAUCGGGGAAGAGUUAUCCAAAGCCCAGCUCUUUCUCUUUAUUGCCAUCCUGGUGCACCAGUGCAAUUUCACUGCCAAUCCAAAGGAAGAUUCUAAAAUGGAUUUCACCUAUGGCUUGACUACUAAACCAAAGCCAUUUACACUUCACGUCAAAUUAAGAGAUAACUUGGAUUUGUUAGGUAAAGCAGUCCAGAGACUUCAGGCAGAAAAAGACUCUGAGAAUUCUUUGUCUGAUAUGUGAGCUCAGAAGUUUGAACACUGUAGUAGAGUAAGGAUCUUGUCCUGCUCUCUUCAUUUUAUAUUUAAACGAAUUGCAUUAAAGCAUAAUGUAUUUGUCACAGUUACUUAGUAUGAUAUGAAGUAGAAGAACUUGUGCUUUCUUUAAAACCUAUUUGGUUUGUGAAGUGGCAUUUCUAUUAAUUUUUGAAAACUAGAGGUAUUAGAGACCUUCUCCAAAAUGUUUUUUAAAGAUAAGGGUAUUUCCACAUAUUUUUUGUGUGUGUCAGGAGCGACUUGAGAAAGUGGAAGUCGCUUCUUGUGUGAGAGACUUGGCCGUCUGCAAGGACGUUGUCAUGAGGACGCAUGGAUGUUUCGAUGUUUUACCAUCCUUUUGGGAGGCUUCUCUCAUGUCUCUACAUGGGGAGUUGGAGCUGACAGAAGGAGCUUACCUGUUGUCUCUGAAUUUGAACCGCCUACCUGUCGGUCAGCAGUCCUGCCAGCACAAGGGUUUUACCCCAUUGCGCCACCAGGGACUCCUACUUCCACACUGAAUAUAAUAUAGAAUUGCCAUGCUUUGAUUAUCCCCAUUUUAUGAACGAUUCACAUAUCUUCUAAUUAUCUUCUUGUAUGUUCCUUCCAUUUUUUGUUCUCAACCUCAGAAAGUUUUUCUUCUUCUUUUCUUUUUUAUCUUUAAGGCUCCCAUCUUCAAGGUCGAUUUUAAGACAAGUGAUGUUCAGGGAAUAUGCACAGCUCAGCAUAUUUUAUCACCCAGAUUAAUUUUUGAAACCAUUCAUAUUCAGAUCUUGGAAAAUUGACCAUGGUGAUUGUGAAAAUUUAGGAGUUCUUUCCCAAAUGAAUGCUAAUUUUUUUUGUUUAGAUUUUUUAAAAGAUGAAAUAUUACUUAAAUGGUUAGUGUGUCAUAAUGCUUUAAUACUGUAAUACUAAAUUUUGAAACAAUAGAGUCAAAGAUAUAUUUCUAGGCACUGCAAUUUCAGAAACACAUUUAAUGAUGGCAACUGGGUUUUUAAAAUUUGCUUCAGUGUUACAACUCAACAACACAUUCAUAGAAGUAGUAUUUAUGUACAUGUGUGUAAUUUUUCUGAUUUACUGGGUUUUUUAAAUUAACAGACUGAUAAAAUAGAGCCCAUUGCUAAGAUUAUAUAUGGUUAGCUUCAAAUGGUCAGCCAAUGUGCUUUUCUCCUUGCUAGCCAGUGGGAUCUGUGUCUUUUUCACUCAUACAGAUGUAUAAAAUUAACAUAUCCUAUAUACUCAGGUAUAAAUCUAAUAUUUUUGUUAAAAAACCAACUCAAAAAUCUGGGAUGACUUAUCCAUAAGUCAGUAAGUACUGGACAUUAACUCUUACAAAAUAAAAGGAACCACCCCCUUUUCUGAGUUGGGUGGCAGAAGGCAAGAGCUUAGUCUGUCAAAGGAGAACAUAAAAGAAGUAAUGACCUCCCAUUCUCUCUCCGCUUUGGGCCAUUUCUGGCCUAUUUGAAGACCUGGGUGCAAAACUUGUAGAGGCAGCCAGGUUUGUUGGCCUCCUGAAGAAGUGCUAGCACUCUGCCUUUUCUGCGGAAUGAUACUUGACUUGUUCAUGCGUCAUAUCAAAUCUCUAAUUUUGGCCCCAAAAUUUGCUCUCAACUGACACGGGAAGCCAACUUAUAUAUGAGUAUUUAUGGUAUAAAAAGUGGACUAUUCCUUAUAGUAAAAUAUAAAAAUCCUGUUACACUUCUCUUUGCAAAUUAACAGCAGAAGAGAAAUGAUUGGCAAUAAAAGAUACCCAUCUGAAAUCCACCUUAGAUCUUCCCUAUCCAGCUAUUAAUGAAUUAAGUAUACAGUGCCUUAACAUCUGAUACUGCAGUUUCUCCCUUUGUACUGUCAAAAGGAGAUGCUGGAAUUGUAAAUGUGAAUAACCAAUGUAUUUCAGUGCCUUAGAAAUCAGAUAUUUUUAACAUGUCAACUCAGGGUUUUUUAUGCAAAGGAAGAAUGAAAGAUCACACCAUUUUAUUCUGAAAGUUAAGUAAGUAUAAGUGAGUAUGCAUUAUGUGUUGCAUCUACUCAGCAUAUUUUACCUGAGUUUAAAGAGAUGUGUGAAUUGUCAAUUUACUUCUCUUACAUUAUCCCAUAAAUUGAAAUAAUGCAAUAUUUUUAUUCAGUGCCUUAAUUUUAUUAAUGAAAAAUAAUCCACAUUUGACCAGCCUAGCUUUUUUGUUAGCCCUCUGUUAAUAGCUUAUGGUAAUAUACAAGUCCUACAACAGGAAAUUAGGGAUAAUAAACUUUUUUUACCGGAAGUGACCAUAAAGUUGCCUUGGAGAGUCUAGAAAAUUUCUAGAGAGUACAUCUUUUGUUGAAUGUGAGUAGAUGAAACUGUGGGUAUUGAUCUCACAGGUAUGGGGGAUCAUACUUUAUAUAAAGACUAGCUUAGGUACCUAGCAAUGCCUGGGUUAGGUAAUUUGUAAAGCUAUUUAUUAGAAAAAGUCAGUCUUUGCUUUGGUUUUUAUAAAUGCUUCCAUUAGAAAAUGCAGAAGGAUGUAGUGAAUUAUACUCACAGCAUCCAAGGUCAUUUCCUUGUAAACCCUGCCAGUAUUCAAACUUGGUCAUGUUGGAUGUACAUGUCAAGUUUGGUCAAGAUCUAUAGUCAGUUGGGUUCACAACGCUCUCAGCAUGUGGAUGACCUCCUAAAUUAAAGGUCCAAUCCCUCCAAACCCUGCCAGUUUUCAAAGUUGGCUAUAAUGGGUAUGCGUAUCACAUUUGGUCCAGAUCUAUCAUUGGUUGGAUUCACAGUGCUCUUUGAUUGUGGGUGAACUGUAACUUCCGGAAUUAGGGCUCAAUCCCUUCCAAACCUCACCAGUAUUCAAAGUUGGCCAGAUUAGGUCUGUGUGCCAAAUUUGGUCCAGAUCCAUCAUCAGUUGGGUUCAGAGUGCUCUAUGAAUGUUGGUGAACCAUUAUUCCCCAAAUUCAAGGACAACCCCCCCAACCCCUCUAAUAUUUUCUGUUGGUUAUGGGGGUCAGUGUGCCAAGUUUGGUCCAGAUCUGUCAUUGGUGGGAGCCACAGUGCUCUCUGGAAAUUGGAGCUGUCUUGGAAAUCUAUCACCCAUAAACAUACAUACUUUGACUUAGGUACCUGGCAAUGCCCAGGUUAGAUAUUUUAUAACAACAAACAUAAAUGUAUUCAUUGUUGAGUUUUGGAUUUUAAGAAUGGAUUCAUUAGAAAAUGCAUAAGAAGUUGGGUAAACUACAACUCCCAACAUAAUCUGUCAUUGUUCCAACUCCAUCAGUAUUCAAAGUUGGCCAUGUCAGGACUGUGUGCCAAGUUUGAUCCAGAUUCAUCGUCGCUUGGGUGCUCUCUGGAUGUAAGUGAACUGCAACUCUCAAAAUUCAAGGUCAAUUCCCCCCCAAACUCCACCAGUAAUCAAAAUUGGCCAUGUCAGGCCUGUGUUCCAAGUUUGGGCAAGUUCAUUAUCUUUUGGGUUCAUAGUAUUCUCUGGGUGUAGGUGAACUACAACUCCCAAAAUUAAAGGUCAUUCCCCCCCAAUCCCAUCAGUAUUCAAACUUGGGCAUGUCAGGUAUGCGUAGCAAGUUUGGUCUAGAUCCAUUGUUGGUUGGGUUCAGAAUGCUCUCUGGAUGUGGGUGAAUUAUAACUCUCAAAUUCUAGGUUCAAUCCGCUCCAGUAUUUUCUGUUGAUCAUGUUGGCUAAUGGCUAUGUGUGCCAAAUGUGGUCCAGAUCCGUUGUCGGUAAGAGUCACAGUGCUCUCUAGAAAUUAUAGCUGUCUUAGAAGUCUGUCACCCAAAAACAAACCUACACUUUCAUUCUUAGUAAUACUAGCUUAGAUACCCAACUAUACCCAGGUUAAACAUUUGAUAAUUUAUAACACUAUUUAUUAGAAAAAAUAAUUGUUUUGGGAUUUUAUGAGUGGUCCCAUUAAGAAAAUGUUUAAGGAUUUGGGUGGACUACAACUCCCACUUGGGUGGGUCGGUUCUCCCCAAAUCCCACCUGUAUGUUCUGUUGGUCAUGGGGGUUGUGUGUGCCAAGUUUGGCCCAAAUCCAUCAUCAGUGGGAUUGAGAGUGCUCUCUGGAUGCGGGUGAACUACAGCUCCCUCAAAUCAAGGUCAUACCUCCAGUUAUGUUCUGUUGGUCAUGGGGGUUCUGUGUGCCAAACGUGGUCCUAAUCUGUCAUCCAGAGUGCUCUCUGGAUGCAGGGUGAAUUACAACUCCUACCUGGAUGCGUGUAAAUGGACACCUCUGCCACAUACACACAUAACACAUUUUUCACUUUUAUUAUGUGCAUAGAUAUAGAAAUCAAAUCUACAACAUGAAAAAUUCAAAUUUGUGUUGGUGCUCUCUGCUUUAAAACAAUUUGAUUCAGAAGCAGAAUGCAUUCAGAAUACCAGGGAUGAAGUGAAGAAUUUUACUAAGAAAUCAUUGCAGGGCUCAUGCUUUAAUGUCUGAUGCAGUUUUGAAGUGAAGGUGUGCUUGAUCUGGAAUGUAAUUGAAUGAUCAGUCGGCUUGUCUUCUUGUAUCUACAAUUGUGUGGAAGUUGUGUGAACCUCCAGAUGUUGUCCUGGAGUCCCAUCAGCCUUAACUAGUAUUUCUAGUGGAGAUGGAUUAUGGGAUUAAAAGUCUAACAAGAUCUGGUGAGCCAGAUAUUCUCUGAUUUAAAAGGUAUUAGUAAACGCAAGUAAUAUUUCGUAUACUCUGUGUUUUUUCUUUUCCUAUUUUUUAUUGCUGUAGAAUCCAUAAAGCAGAAUUUAUAAACAAAGUUGAACAUUAGUGGAAGGGGACUGUCCUCGAGUAUUUUGUAGAAUAUAAAAAAUGCUUUUGAUAUUGCAGAACUUAGCCUUCACCUGUGAAAAGCUCUCUAUUGCAAAACAUUUUUAUUCCCAGGUCUACAUUAGAUCUGUCAUUUGGGAGAUUUUUUUUCAAUUGAACUUCUGCAAAGGUAUAUGUAUAUUAUAUAUUAGAGCAUGUCGGGCUUCAAUUGAUAUUUCCCAUGAUCGUUCAUUAAUUUUAAGAAAUGCUGAUUGCCGUUUUCUUUCACUUUUUCCACAGAAGCUUUAAAAUAAAUCAGUCUGGUUAAUAUGACAUUUGUACAUGCUGUUGAACUACAGUUGUGUGAAUACUCUGGAAUGAUUUUAAAGCUAUGUUUGGUUUAUUUAAUGGCCAUCAGACCUCUGGCUCUUUUUCUAAAAUAGAGGAUUGUAUCACCCAAAUAUUCAUUAAAGAUAAUCUAAUGCUA